Saccoglossus kowalevskii is the source of this 3960-nucleotide messenger RNA. Its product is annotated as sialin-like. NCBI's taxonomy places the organism in Eukaryota, Metazoa, Hemichordata, Enteropneusta, Harrimaniidae. Gene Ontology annotation, biological process: monoatomic anion transport; transmembrane transport. Gene Ontology annotation, cellular component: apical plasma membrane. Gene Ontology annotation, molecular function: transmembrane transporter activity. The record is from RefSeq and is a predicted model, not a curated record.
CAAGUGUCAUGGCGUACCUACCAUUCGCAAAGGACGCCGGGAACCAGCGAAAGGCAGUCUUUACAUCCGUUUUUGUCUUCAGUAUGUUUGUUGGCGUUACCGUUUACAGAGCAGUGUAGCCAAUGUACCAUGUAAUGGGAUCUAUCAUAGUUUGGCUACAAGCAACAUGGACAUAAAAGAUGAAGUAACGCCAAUUAUGAAAAGUAACUCAGAUCACGAGAGCGAGGAACUCGACGGCGUUCCGAAAGUUCCUGGCUGUCUGUCAUGUCGUCAAGUUUUAGCAUUACUGGGAUUCCUGGGAUUUUUAAAUGUUUACUGUUUAAGGGUCAAUUUGAGUGUAGCUUUGGUUGCCAUGGUGAACAAUACUGCAACUCAUCCACAUAUAUCAAAUGAGUGUCCAGUAUCUAACACUACAAAACAUGACAAGGUAGGAGAGUUCCAGUGGGACCAGAGAAUGCAGGGGAUAAUUCUUGGUUCAUUUUUCUACGGCUAUAUCUUAACACAAGUGCCAGGUGGAUAUCUUGGAUUACGUUACUCUGGCAAAAAAAUGUUUGGUUUCGGCGUUUUGUGUACGUCUGUGUUAACGUUGGUCACGCCAAUUGCAGCAAAAACAAGUGUAUGGCUAUUGAUAGCGGUAAGAGUCCUUGAAGGCAUUGGUGAGGGUGUGACUUUUCCUGCCAUGCACGCACUCUGGGGUAAAUGGGCGCCGCCGCUUGAAAGAAGUCGAUUGGCUGCAUUCACUUAUGCAGGCGCUCAGUUAGGCACUGUGGUAUCAUUACCCAUCUCAGGUCUUCUAUGUGAUUCAGAUUUUCUAGGUGGCUGGCCUUCAGUGUUUUAUGUGUUUGGGUUAUUUGGUUGUUUGUGGUUUGUACUAUGGAUGGCACUUGUGUAUGAAACUCCGUCUGAUCAUCCCAGAAUAUCCACUGAGGAAAGAAAUUACAUUAAAAGAUCAAUAGGAAAUGAAAAAUUAAUGAAAGACGUACCAUGGUGUUCAAUUAUGACGUCUACACCUGUGCUGGCAAUUACUUUAUCACAUAUUGCUAAUAACUGGGGUUUUUAUACAUUAUUGACCUGCUUACCAACAUAUAUGAAACAGAUAUUAGGAUUUGAUUUGUCUGAGAAUGGAUUUUUAUCAGCGAUACCGUACUUAAUGCUUUGGCUGGUGCAAAUAACUGGUGGCAGAACAGCUGACUUCUUUAUAGAACGAAAACUAUUAAACACUACAAGUACAAGAAAGUUAAUGAACACGCUGGGAAUGAUGUUACCUGCAAUUUUCAUAGUACUGACUGGUUAUAUUGGAUGUAACAAUGUUUUAGCUGUUUUGUGUCUGACUUUAGCUGUUUCAACUGGUGGUUUAAACAUGUCUGGUUUCAAUAUUAACCAUUUGGACAUAGCUCCUCAGUAUUCAGGAAUUCUGAUGGGCAUCACCAAUAUGUUUGCAACGAUCCCUGGUUUUGUUGGUCCCUUGAUAGUUGGAGAGUUGACAAAUGAACAGGAAACACGCCACCAAUGGCAAAUUGUAUUCUACAUAUGCGCAGGAGUAUACGUUAUGGGUAUGACAACAUUUCUGUUCCUGGGAACGGGCGUACAACAGCCAUGGGCCAAUGCCGUCCCACAAGUGGUGCAUCAUGACAAUGAAUCUGAAAGCGAAGAUGAGGUGAAGGUGAACUCGUAUGUGAAAUACGCUGAUGACGAAGAACCCUUGCACACCGCUGUCAACUGAAUACCAUUAAGAUCUAACUUUUUGUUUAAAGCGGGGGGGUCGUCACCUGCGCAUGUGUCAGAUGGCCAUAGCAUGUCAUUGUUUACAAACUAGUGUCUAUCCAUGAGCCUUUGCAUUUUUAGCGUUGUUAUCAUCGCUUGGGACUCAAUUCCCGCUUUAAAUGGAGAUGCUAAAUUGUUCGAGUAAUAGACAUCAAGUUAAGACCUUUGAGUUACGAAAAACCAUGCUCAAAUUAUAAUUCAAUGUUUAAACAGCAACACAAUUCAAAGAUCAGUUAACUGUUAAUUGAACAUUGAUUUAUAAUUUGGGCGUGGUUUUUAAAAUAUGGGCGUAACUCAAUGUCCUCAACUUAAACAAUUUAGCAUCUCAUUUAAAAUAAAGCAUAUAUUUACAUGCAUACUAUUUACAAGUAAUAUUUACUUUGCGCAUUUAAUUUCUUGAAAGAACACAAACCAUGAAAAGCAAUCAUCUUUUAUUCCAAAACGAGUCAGAUUUGUACAUUUACAUUCCAUGCUUUGGUUUCUAGGAUCCAUGGAGUUAUGUAGAAUCAACAGUUGUACCCCUUGCAUCGAGGCAUAAUAUGUAAUUAAAAGAACAUUGCAAAGUGUGCAGAAAGGCAGUAUGGUGGUCAUAUCGAUUCUAGAGAUUGACGUGAUCCUUCACUGCCUAAGUGCAUACUUUACAGUUUUCUCCUUGUAUAUUGUAGUCAUAAUAUAUCCUGAAAUGUCGGCACAAAGCGUUUUAUGAGAUCAGCGCCACCAAGUGUCUGCAACUAUUAGCAUUUGUGACACAACUUGACCACAAGUUGAUUGGCUGUAUGGUCGUUACAGAAAUGCAAUGUGAAGCUUUAUAUGUAUUCUCAGAAUUCAAAGCACACCAUGCAUUCAAACUUUAUUCUGACCAAUAGUAUAACAGUUGCUCAUCUUUUCAUGAAAUGAAUGUUGAAAUCACUGCUGUAAUAUGCACAUUAUAAUUGUCCAAAUGUCCACUUUUGGAUUUGAAGUCAUUGAGAAAGAUAAAUUUAACAGGAUCUGUUUACAACUACUAUUAGGUUUUUACUGUUUGGGGUUUCCAAUGAACUCUUCAGGGCCUUUAAAGAAUUUCCUUUCUAUCAUAUUUCCCCCAUUAGAAGCACUUGUGCUGGUAAAGGGUUGAUAUAUAUAUGGUCAAAUUAAGUAAUAUUUUAAUGGUCUUUUAUAAAUGCAAUAAUUUAUGUGCAAUUCUAUUAUAAAUGUGUUUCUAAUCUAAUAGGGAAAAUCUGAUAAUUGCUAAUGCAGCUAAAAUACAGUACAGAGUAGCUGAGAAAAAACUGGUUAUUUCUAUAGUCUGUUCUCUAGAAAUGUAACUGUCUCACUCCACUAUUAUGUUUGGUUUAUGUGCAAUUCCAUUAAGAAUAGAGCAAAUCUGAUAAAAUAACAGUUUCUUCCAUAUAUUGGGGAGUAAGAAAAUCAUAAAUAUAAACUAUAUUAUUUGGAAGGUUUAUAAUGUCUCCCAAUGCAUUAAUGUCAAUGUUUCUUGGCAUUCAAACUUCCUAACACAGACUAUCAGAUUCCUAAUCACUACUAUCAGAAUUUGGGGUUUUGAUGAUGUCACAGCUUUAUAUUAACACAAGUUAAUGUAAACCUCUAUUCACAAGUAAAUUCAUUUCAACAAAAAGUGUCUAAUUCAAGUUUGUAUUAUUAUGAUAGUGGUGAUACAAUAAUGAAUCCUGCACAGUAUCAUGUGUUUAGCUUAGCCUCGUACGUUAUCUUGCCAUAGAACCUUCUCCUUAUUAGAUAUGGUCUUGCAAUGGUUUCAUUAUCAUUUGAUUGAAAUGUUUCAGUUUUUUAGAGGAAUCCGAUUACUUGUCAUUGGCCGUAAAGAAUAGUGGUUGUUGGUUUCUAUGUGAUAUUUACAAUACAUGUAGAAUACACUGUUUAUGAAAAAUUUGAAUAAGCAAUGCAUCAUGACCUCUGACCUUUUUAAUAUAAUACAAAAUAAAUUCCGUUUGCAUAAUUUUGCCACAUGCUUUUAAAAAAAAAGUAUUAAGUUCUAAGUUUAAAAAAAGUAAUUGACUGAAAAUACAAAUGUUCAAUAAAUUUUUUGGCAGAAAGAAAUAUUUAAAUGAUUACUGCAGGGCAACACAAUCUAUCUGUAAACAAAAAGGUUGAAUUUUAUUGUAAAGUUGUGAUAUAAUAAACUACAAAACAUUUUAAUGUAUUUUAUUUUCACAAUAAAAAUAUAUCAGUUUUUAUCAA